This is a messenger RNA of Drosophila bipectinata, 862 nucleotides long. RefSeq names its product mitochondrial import inner membrane translocase subunit Tim29. NCBI's taxonomy places the organism in Eukaryota, Metazoa, Arthropoda, Insecta, Diptera, Drosophilidae. Gene Ontology annotation, cellular component: TIM22 mitochondrial import inner membrane insertion complex. The record is from RefSeq and is a predicted model, not a curated record. Gene Ontology annotation, biological process: protein insertion into mitochondrial inner membrane.
UAUUUGAUGUUUAUAUUUGUUUUUCAUAACAUACUUUUGCACAUCUCUAGCUUGUCAUCGUACGGUCACAUUAAACAGCUAAAACAGAAGGAACGAUGCGACUGAUACCACUGGGCGGACGGAUAACGGCGAUGCGCCAGCGAAUCAGCGAGCGUCUGGUGUUGCCGCAACGAUUCAAGGGCACCAUCGUGGAGAAGUGGGUGACCUACUGGAAGAGCCUGGUGCGCGACUACACGGAGGUGGCAGUCGGCGUUGUACGCGAAUCCUACGCCAAACCCAAGAAGGCCCUUGUCUAUGGAACCGGCCUGUAUGUGCUGUACCAGGCCGCGGCGAAAAAUCCCGGUGAAGAAGCGUUCAUGACGUUGUUGCGUCGAGAAACCAACAGAAUGAUCACUGUGGCGCCAGGACAACAGAACCCCGUCUCGGCCGAAUACCUGCUGCUCCUGGAGCGGGCCAUCAAUCAAAAUAAAUUGCGGCUAAUGUCGCUGGGCUUCUGUACGCUAAUGUGGGUGGAUCUCUACGACGAGGACGACUGCACAUAUCCGGCCAUCUGCGAAUAUACCAAAGUGGGCCUGUUGAACUUCCACGAGCGGGUGAUCGAUGUGGGCUUCUGGAAUCAGUACUGGAGGCUCAGGUGGAAGAUGCGCAACUACGACGUCAACUACCUGUGAUGUGGACCACAUUCGGUGGACGUUGGAUGUUUGUAUAUGAUUGGAAUCCAAGGCAGAUCCAAGGUCAUGCCACUUUAAUUUACCUUAAUACCAAGUUGUUCACUGUUAAUGCUAAUUAAUUCAAAACAAUAUGUAUGUACGUUUUUAGUCUGAGAAGAGAAUAUAGUUUUUACCUCUAUUGAUGCCAAAGA